AUGAGCAAACACACAAAGUACACAGAAAUCACGCAGCCAUAUUCCGAAGCGACCAUACACCACCACAAGUUGGUUGAGGUGACUUCAUCUAAUCUCAACAGCCAAAUACUUAGCGUUUCUGAUGACUUCUUCAGCCCAGCCACUGAUCUCAUCAACCCUGAACCUCCAGUGUCCAAGAAGGGUCAAUUCGGUCCAAAUGGCGCUCUGUAUGAUGGCUGGGAGAGUAGGAGGCAUAAUCCUGCAUUUGAUUGGGUUAUAAUCAAACUUGGUGCUCAAUCAGCCUCAUUGAAGCUCCUCGAUAUUGACACGACCCACUUCAACGGCAACGAGGGUCCAUUUGCAUCCGUGAUGGCAUUAUUCGCUCCAAACGCCACCGAAGUAUCUCAUGACGACAGCCGCUGGGAAGAAGUUCUUCCCACUGUCCCACUCGGGCCAUCCCAGCCUCACCUCUUCGAACUGUGCGAAUGGACGGCGCAAUACACCCAUAUCCAAUUGCGAAUGAUACCCGACGGCGGUAUUGCCCGCUUCAGAGCAUACGGAGUCCUCACCCCCGUCUGGCCCAACGACCCAUCGAGCGUGCUCGACCUAGCCUCAGUCUUGGUCGGCGGCAGGGUGCUGUUCACUUCCGAUCAUCAUUUCGGAAAGGGAGAGAACAUCAUUCUACCCGGCCGAGGUAAGGAUAUGGGUGACGGGUGGGAGACGAAACGCAGUCGCUCACCCGGACAUAGAGACUGGGUGGUCAUUCAGCUAGGGUCGCCUGGAUAUCUGCAGUAUUGCGAAGUGGAUACGUGCCAUUUCAAGGGUAAUUUCCCAGCAGGUGUGAUGUUGGAGGGGUGUUCUAGUCCUCCCAACGGUAGCGAGGUUGGUGGUGGUAGCCAGGUGUGGACUCCGUUGCUACCUGCCCCGCUCAAGGUUGGCCCUCAUGCGCAGCAAUUUGCUGAGAUGAUGGCGCAAGACACACUCUUUACCCACGUUCGCGUCACUAUAUUCCCAGAUGGCGGUCUCAAGAGGGUGAGAGUGAUGGGCAGUCGCGCAAAAGCCCCGUUUCGGGGAGUGCCUGGAGGGAUUGCUCCUCCCAGCGUAAAGGGAGAGAGUAAAGAGAAGGAAGAAAAAAUCCAAAGUAAACAAAUCACAGCACUCCCAUUGACGCAGAAUGGUUUCAGGGCAUACGGGGAUGUAGUCAGCAGCGAAACCGCCAACCUCCAGACAAAGAGAGUAAACGGGGGAACGGCUACUAAGCUGUGCAAUGUUUCAGGCGUCGUGAAUAAUUACCCUGUUCAACACCCCGCCGAGCUAAACUUCUGCGUGUAUAAGUGCGACCCCUAUCACACACAAGACACUGCAGGUACUCCAGGCACUCAAAUUGUCAAGGCGGGAUUGCUUGAAAGACACAAGUACACUUCACAGUCAUUCAUUCCAAUGGGAGGAGGUGGUAGUCACUAUCUAGUCGUCGUAGCGCUGAGUGGGGCGGAUGAGAAGGCAGACAUGAGCACAUUGAAGGCAUUCACCGCAUCAUCAAGUCAAGGAAUUACUUAUAUGGCGGGUGUUUGGCACGCACCAAUGAUUGCGCUCGAAGCGGUGACAGAUUUCUGCUGUUUGGUGCAUGAGAGUGGGGAAGCGGGAGAAGAUUGCGAGGAAGAGGAGUUGGAGUGUGUAUAUGAGAUAUCGGUGUAA
Molecule: messenger RNA, 1674 nt
Organism: Wallemia ichthyophaga EXF-994
Lineage: Eukaryota; Fungi; Basidiomycota; Wallemiomycetes; Wallemiales; Wallemiaceae
Product: putative allantoicase
Exons: 2
Coding region: 1-1674 (557 amino acids)
Biological process (GO): allantoin catabolic process
Molecular function (GO): ureidoglycolate hydrolase activity; allantoicase activity; ureidoglycolate lyase activity
Source: RefSeq, a predicted model, not a curated record